UAUAAAACGAAAGUUCGUACAGACGAGUGUUUAAUUCAGUUGCUUAAGAUUAAUGGAACGCGGAAAAUGAAAUAUGCCCGCGGGCGUUGAGAUACGAAACUCAAGAUUGUUUUCUUUCUUAAUCGACGGCAAACUAACCUCGAAUUAUAUGCGGAUGAUUCUCUAUAUCGGAAGGUGAUAGAAAGAAUGCAGGGCAUAUGGAUAAAAUCACCGUGCUAUUUGUACUUUUAACACUUUUAACUUGUACUUUUUUAUCCACUUCAAAUGCUUCUCAUUCUUUGUCGUUGCUUUCGACGUACGUUGAGGGAGAAACGCGGUUUCCUCCGUUUAGUUACACGACAGUUCUGGAUGACAUUACAGUCGGAUACUAUGAUUCAGAAAGGUACAUUGCUAGAGGAAAUGCGACGAAUGAGGACGACGUGAUUGAUUCAGGUUACAUAAAGAGUGUGAGUGACUACAUGUAUAACUCCUUUGAAAGGCGAUCUGCGCUCUUCAGGCAACACAGACAAAAUGACGGUAGGCCUAGUAAUGUUUAUCAGACACUGGUUGUCUGUGAGCUGCUGGAUCUUGACAGGCCUGGAAAGAUGAUUAUCAGAGAUGCUGCCGGAGGCUACACCACAGAUGAAAUGUGUUACUUUAACAACAACUUUACUUAUACAGUGACUGUUAAUGUCACACAAGAAAUGCUCAAACCCCACCUGGAAGCAUUCAAGCACAAAUACGAAAAUUUCUAUUACAUAGUUUGCAUAGAUACUCUCAAGAAUUACCUCAAAAAGAGACAAGCUGAAGUGAAUAGAAAGGAGAAACCUGAAAUCAAAUUAAUUCGGAAAGCUAUCUCUGAUUCUGGAGGUUCUCGUGUGAGUUGUUUGGCGACAGGGUUUUACCCUCGUCACAUCAACCUGACCCUGUUCAGAGACCAGCAGCCUGUAGCUGAUCAUGAGAUCACUGGAGGAGAUCUGCUGCCCAACGAUGACGGGACGUACCAGAUGAGGAAGAGUCUGGAGAUCAGUGCUGCAGACAAACACAAAUACACCUGCUCCGUCACACACCUCAGUCUGGACAACAAACUGGACGUCUCUCUGGAUAAACCUUCCAGUUAUCACAUUGGUGUUCUGAUAUCUGCUGUUACUGUCCUGCUGGUGAUUUGUGUAAUUUUGGCAAUAGCCGUUCACACGAGCAAGCACUCAAGGCAAGGAGAAGGAGAGGGAGACGAUGAUGAGGAUGAUGAAGAUAAUGAUGAUUUUUAAUCUUCUGAAGACAUCCAUUUGCAAGGAGGUCAAACCAUUGAAGAUGUCACGUAUGAAAGAUUCUCAUGCAGUGUAAGAUGUGAGAAUAACAGUGAAUUCCAUUUAUCCCUUCUAAAUAUGUACAAUAUGUACAAAAACGUAAUUUAAAUAAACUUAUUUGAAUACA
This is a messenger RNA of Puntigrus tetrazona (Sumatra barb), 1413 nucleotides long. Its product is annotated as class I histocompatibility antigen, F10 alpha chain-like. The record is from RefSeq and is a predicted model, not a curated record. Lineage: Eukaryota; Metazoa; Chordata; Actinopteri; Cypriniformes; Cyprinidae. Gene Ontology annotation, biological process: immune response. The coding region runs from base 198 to 1247 and encodes 349 amino acids. The transcript has 6 exons. Gene Ontology annotation, cellular component: external side of plasma membrane.